AUGUUAGAAAUAAUACAAGAAACAAACUGUCUGAAGGAAGCUUCCCCAGAAACUGCCGUACGCGCCCACACGCGCCACGCCGGAGAAGCCACGCGCCGCCGCCGCCGGCGUCCAUCUCCCACACGCGCCGGUCACACAGCACCGCCUCCACCUGCAGAUCACGAAUCCGGCCUCCUUUUCACCAAACUCCUUCUGGAUUGGAAGAUUGAAGUGAAUGACCUGGCAGGGAUUCCGUUGCACAAAAGCUUCAACUCUGCAGUUGUUGAAGCAGGAGGUUAUGAGAAUCUUAGUUGUGUGGAAAAGGACUGUAGCAACUAUAUUGAAAAAGUGAGGCGGUUAAAACUUGGGGAGGGAGAUGCAGCAGCAAUACAGUCUUACUUUUCAGAAAUGCAAGCAGAGUGCUCGGGAUUUUACUUUAGCAUUGAUCUGGACGAAGAUUCAAGGCUGAGAAAUGUUUUUUGGGCAGACAAUCGAUGUCGUCAAGCAUAUAAGGAGUUCAGGGACAUUGUGACGUUUGAUACAACAUACCUCACUAAUAAAUAUGAUAUGCCGUUUGCCCCAUUUGUUGACGUAAAUCACCACGGACAAUCAACGCUUUUUGGUUGUGGUUUGUUAUCAAAUGAGAACACAGAUACUUUUGUUUGGCUAUUUAUGACAUGGCUUAAGUGCAUGCACAGUCAAGCGCCACAUGGAAUAAUAACCGAUCAAGACAGGGCCACGCAAAAUGCAAUACAAAUAGUUUUCCCUGAUACGAAGCACAGAUGGUGUUUAUGGCACAUUCUAAAGAAAUUGCCAGAGAAGUUUGGUUACCAUGUGGACAAGGGAUCUAUAUGUUCGACUAUACACGUAUUGGUGUAUGAUUCACAGAAUGUCGAAGAAUUCGAGGCCGGUUGGAAAAUAAUGAUAGAUAAAUAUGAGUUGGAAGACAGUGAAUGGUUGUCAGGUCUUUACGAAAAUAGAGGUCGAUGGGUUCCUUGCUUUCUAAAAAUAUCGUUCUGGGCCGGAAUGUCAUCAACACAACGAUCUAAGAGUAUGAAUGCCUUUUUCGAUGGAUAUGUGCACUCGAAAAGAUCGCUGAAGCAAUUUGUGGAACAGUAUGAACGUACACUACGGAACAAGGUGGAGAAGGAGUUCCAGGCUGAUUUCAAGUCAUUUUCGCAAAUGGUUCCGUGUGCAACGACGUAUGAAAUUGAGCAGCAAUUUCAGGCAGUAUACACAAUUUCAAAAUUUAGGGAAGUGCAACAGAGUUCGCAGGGAAGGUAUAUUGUGACAUCAUAUUUACGACGGAUGUUUAUUCAGGGUCGACCUACGAGGCAUGCAAUCGCAGUACUCAUCCGUAAUGACGUUCGUGUACUCCCAGACAGGUAUGUACUUCGAAGAUGGAGGAGAGAUGUUAGUAGAGCACACAUCAGGGUCGCUGUUAGCUAUAGUGGAUUGGUUAGCACUCCCGGACAGUUGCGUUAUGAUAGAAUGUGUCAGGCUUUCGCUACCAUUGCCGAUCUAGCUGCAGAAGACGAAGGUCGGACUCAUGCGAUUAUGGAAUGGAUAGGAGUUCAAGAGAAGGAACUCAUGAGUUCGAGGUCAAUUAGCGGAAGCAAUGUUGUACUGCAACGUACUACUCAAGUGUCAUCGAACAACAUAGGUUCGCAAAAGAAUGUAAGUUGCACAGUACUGGACCCUAACGCGGUGAACAAGAAGGGUGCACCUAAAAGAGUUCGGAGAAAGGGCCCGUUAAAGUCAACGUCAAAGAAGGCAACGGCUCCAUCGAAAGGCAAAAGACCAACUGCUAGGCGUACUUAUCCACCAGAUGGUGCAUCGUCCAUUCAAGCUCAUCAACAACAUGAUUCGUCAAUGUCCAUUCCGUUCUCCUACUCGCAGCUCUUGUUGGGUGACCAUGAUAGCCAAGUGUUUCCACAACAAUUAUCGAGUUCCACACCGAUCCAUCCGUCCUCGACCCAUCCAACAUUCAAUUCUUAA
Messenger RNA from Olea europaea var. sylvestris, 1977 nucleotides. RefSeq names its product protein FAR1-RELATED SEQUENCE 5-like. Bases 1 to 1977 code for a protein of 658 amino acids. The record is from RefSeq and is a predicted model, not a curated record. Gene Ontology annotation, biological process: regulation of DNA-templated transcription. Lineage: Eukaryota; Viridiplantae; Streptophyta; Magnoliopsida; Lamiales; Oleaceae. The transcript is spliced from 5 exons.